Molecule: messenger RNA, 720 nt
Organism: Pseudomassariella vexata
Lineage: Eukaryota; Fungi; Ascomycota; Sordariomycetes; Amphisphaeriales; Pseudomassariaceae
Product: putative mitotic spindle biogenesis protein Spc19
Exons: 3
Coding region: 1-522 (173 amino acids)
Biological process (GO): attachment of spindle microtubules to kinetochore
Cellular component (GO): DASH complex; spindle microtubule
Source: RefSeq, a predicted model, not a curated record
AUGUCUGCGAGCUGCACGGCUUCAUACGCCGACUGCGUCACCGCCCUCCGCGGGUCGCUGUCGCACCUGGAGACCUCGGUCGACACCCUUGGCAACGGCGUCUCCGACUUCCCGCGGUUACUCAACGUGCUCAAGACCAUCCGCCACUACGAACUGAUUCCCCAACCCACCCUAGCCGCCGCCGAAUCCUCCCUGCGCGACGAAAUUGGCCCCGCCAUCACCGUCCUCCUCGACCGCGCCGACACCCAAAUCGACCGCGUGGAGCGGCGGAUUGAAUCGCUGAAGGCGCGCUCGGAUCUACAGCAAGGUCGCCUGUCACAGGCCUCGGGCGACUAUGAGGCAACACAUGACGCCAAAGGUAAAGGCAACAAAGCGGCGGGGCAGAAGCUGAGCGGCGAGGCAAGGUUGAGGGCGAAGGCUUUAAGGCAGCGGAAGGAGGCCUUGAAGUAUAGCGUUGAGAGGUUAGAGUUGGAGGUUCUACAGAAGGAGAGGGAGUUGAAGAAGCAGGUUGACAAGGCGUGAAGAAGGAGGUCAGCCGUUAGAUUGCGAUCGAGAACCAGGUGGUCGAUUUUGAGGCAAUGAGCGUCCAUCGACAGUGUAUAACGGAAUUGACUCCGUCGCGCUGUCAACCUCGGAGGGCUCCUCUCGAAUGACCGCAACUGGUCAGCACCCAGCAACCUGCCCGCAUCAGUGGACGACGACCCAUCGGAGAAUAUGCUC